AGCGACGCCCACUUUUCGCUGGGCGAGGGCCAAAAGGAGCCGGGAUUGGCAGGCGUGCCCCAGCCGAGGGCUUCAUUCACAAAGUCAAUGAAACAAAGGAGCGAGAGAGCCGAGCCGUGAGCGAGGCGAUGCGCCAAUGGGAGGCCGCCCCCGGGUGCACGACGGCCUGAGCCGCUGGGGCGCGGGGCGGGGCGGGACGGGGCGCGCCGGGGCUCCGCAUGGGCCGCGGGCCGCCGCCGAUGAGCGCGGGGCUCUGCCGGGCUGGGGCUGCGCCAGGUCGGGGGCGCAGGGGGCUCCGCUGGCCUGGGGGCUCUGCCGGGGCUGCGGGUGCGGGGGGCGCCGUCCCCACGGGGAUCGCCGUGGCGGCUAGGAGCGGGGGGCUCCCGCCUGCCUCGUCGCCAAAGUUUCAGGAGCUACGGCGCGAUCGCCGCCUCCCCGGCGCAGCGCGGGCCGGCCCCGUGGAGGCCAGGGCGCCUUGUCCCGCCGCGGCCGCUGGCUCCGCAGGUGGUGGCCGCUCCGCGGGCCGCCCCGCCGGGCGCUGCCACCGCACCCCCAUCCUCCCCCGCCCCGGUCGCUCCCGCCGCCAGCCGCCGCCUGUGCCUUCCGCAGUGCCCGCCGAGAGCCGGCAGCUCCGCGCCGCGAGGUAGCGCACGGCCGGGAGGAUGAAGGGCUACCUGGACCAGCAGGUGCCGUUCACUUUUCCGCAGCCGCCGGGGCACGCGGCUCCCGGCUGCCGAGCUCAGACGGGCCCCCGGAGGAGACCCGCGGCCCCGGGCUUGCCGCCGGCGCAGGAGUCGGAAGACCUCUUCCAGGAUCUGAGCCAGUUCCAGGAGACUUGGCUGACAGAAGCUCAGGUUCCAGACAGCGAUGAGCAAUUUGUGCCUGACUUUCAUUCAGAAAACUUAGCUUUUCACAGUCCUCCUGCUAAGGUUAAGAAGGAGCCCCAGAGUCCCUCCUCGGACCCCACACUGUCCUGCAGCCAUAAGCAGCCUUUCCAGUACUGCAAUGGCGAGCAGUGCCUUUACCCCAGCGCCUAUGAUCAGACCAGACAAGUUGGAAUCAAGUCCCCCAACCCAGGAACCCCGCUACAAUCACCGCUCCAACAUUUUCCUAGGCAGGACAGGAGCUUCCUGAGCUCCGUGGGGCCACCCCACUCCACCUCCAGCUGCGGAUACCUCAUGGAAAACAGCUCUGCCUACCAGCCAGCCGUGGAGAUGUGCCGCUCCUUCCCCUCCUCGCAGGGCAUGGCCCGAGAAGCCCCCGUCGCCUACCAGCACCAGGCGCCUGAGCCCUGCCUCCAGUACCCGCCGCAGGGCUUCAAGCAGGAGUACCACGACCCGCGGUACGAGCAGGCGAGCCGGGGCGGCGGCAGCCGUCAGUACCUGGCGGCCGUGGUGGUCAAGCAGGAGCAGGCCGACUACGCGCACGACUCAGAUGUUCCUGGCUGUCCUUCCAUGUACAUGAAUGUUGAGGGUUAUCCAAGCCAUUCAAACACAGAAGGUUCAUUAGGCUACAGCUAUGACAAGCAGAUGAGGUCCUUCGCUGAUGAUGUCUGUGUUGUUCCAGAAAAAUUUGAAGGAGACAUCAAGCAGGAAGUUGGAGGGUACCGGGAAGGACCACCGUACCAGCGACGCGGAUCGCUCCAGCUCUGGCAAUUCCUUGUGGCUUUAUUGGAUGAUCCAACCAAUUCCCACUUCAUUGCCUGGACUGGCAGAGGGAUGGAGUUCAAGCUCAUUGAGCCAGAAGAGGUAGCCAGGCUGUGGGGCAUCCAAAAGAACCGUCCAGCCAUGAACUAUGACAAGCUGAGCCGGUCCCUUCGCUACUAUUAUGAGAAGGGCAUCAUGCAGAAGGUGGCCGGAGAGCGCUACGUGUACAAGUUUGUGUGCGAGCCUGAAGCCCUUUUCUCUCUGGCCUUUCCUGACAAUCAGCGGCCCACCCUGAAGGCUGAGUUUGACCGGCAGAUCAGCGAGGAGGAUACGGUGCCGCUUUCUCACCUGGAUGAGAACGCGCCUUACCUGCCGGACCUUGGGAGCCUACCCCCACAGCUUCACGGCAAAGGCUAUGCGUAUUAGCGCUGCUGGGAGCCCGCUGGGACACCCUUGCGUGUGUAUAUAAGGAGACGCUUGGUUAGUACUCAGUCGGUAUAGGCAUGUCCCCAGGCCAGCCUGCGGCUGCACUAGACUGUGGAUACCUGCCUCAGCCAGGGAAAGGGUUUGGGUCCACCUGUGGAUAAGCAGCUGGCUGCCGUCAGGGCUCCUGCGUGUGUGUGAUGAGACCCCGUGGCUGGCAGGAUGGGACUAGCUCUCGGUGACACAGACCCCCCCCAAGCAGGGGAGCCUGACUGCAGCAGUGUCUCAGGUAGCUGCUGCCUCCAGCCGGAGCAGAUGAGCCUGUCGCAGUCCUUCUCUUCACCCAGGGAGGAAACGGGGUUCUAUCGGAUUUUGUCUCUGGUUUGAGGAUGCUACAACGCCGCUGCUGGCUCCGUUCCUCCAGCACCCAUCCAAAAGCCCUGAACGAGCUGCCCGCAGGAAGGGACAGCUCUGACCCACAUGGACACACCACUGCCAGGCAGACGUGCCUUUUUCCUGGGAGGUCUGCAACACAGUGGUCACAGACCACUAAUAACUGCUUUGUGGGAAUGGGGAAUACUUACGGUCUUGUGUGUGCUUGCUCCUGCCUUACCUGCUUCAUGCCAGGGCUGGCUGGUAUUCAGGGCUCUGUCUGAGCAGGGUAGCAGGAGGGACUGGCCAGGAUUAGAGAAGAGCUGGAGCUCGUGGCACCAUAGGCAGUUCAGGAGAACGGCAGAGCUGCCAGGCUGCACUGGUCUGGGGCACAGCUCCAAGCCAACAUCACCUUCAGGUAACGCAGGAAGCAGCAAGACGGGAACCACUGGUUCUUCAUAGCAUCUGGCUCGCAGAGGUCUGGCUUUCACCAUUGGCUAUUCCAAACUCAGUAACUUCUUCAACAAUCUUCCUCAGGCUCUGAGUGUGCCCAUCCUGGGCCUAGCAAGAAAAUCAUCUGAGGCAAGAAAAGAACCUGGUGAAGGUGUGUUAAGGAAAUGAUUUACAAAUAACCUAAAACAUACAAAGUUCUUAAUGUCUGAAUUUGGGCUUAACCUCUGCAGAUGUUUGCAUGUUUGAGGGAAGUCCUGGAGUGGCAGUAGGGUGGACAUCUGUGCAGGCCAGUGCAGCACGUGCAGCUUAACUAGACUCUGGCUGGUUUUCCACAAUGGGGAAGAUCUAUAACAGGCCCCAUAUCCCCAUUGACGGGUGCCUUGCUUUUAAUUAGCAGCUCCAGCCGUGUGCUCAGUUAGCGGAGGAGCAGUAUGGGGUACCCAAACAGCAGAAGCCUGCUUCCUGCUGCUUCAGUUUGACAAGCUGGCCACCGAGUGCGGAGCGCUGCCAGCGCUGCCAGUGUGGUCAUCCAGAGACUGAAUUCUGUAAGUUCAUUGAAAGCCGGGUUUUCCCCAGUGAUUCUCCCCUGCAUAGCUUAUGCCAGCCUCGUUCCCUGGCAUGAGGGCCAGGAAAAGCAGCUCUGCCAGCCUGAGGACAGGUCAGAGCUUCAGGGCAGCCUGCGCUGCUGGUGCCUUUGUGUGCCCUGUGCAGCCUAAAGGCUCAAUGUCCCGGCAGCACCCACCGGGCAAGCACGCUUCCCCCGGGGUCCCAGGAGUGAGGGCGAAGGGAACCCCCCCAUUGGCAUAAUCUGUCUUUAUUAUUUAUGAGUGUAAAAAUACUAUAAUUAAUAAAUUGGUCUAUAUCUUU
Dromaius novaehollandiae (emu) is the source of this 3761-nucleotide messenger RNA. It is a transcript of the gene ETV4, whose product is annotated as ETS variant transcription factor 4. Gene Ontology annotation, molecular function: DNA-binding transcription factor activity, RNA polymerase II-specific; sequence-specific DNA binding. Gene Ontology annotation, cellular component: nucleus. Gene Ontology annotation, biological process: cell differentiation; regulation of transcription by RNA polymerase II. NCBI's taxonomy places the organism in Eukaryota, Metazoa, Chordata, Aves, Casuariiformes, Dromaiidae. The record is from RefSeq and is a predicted model, not a curated record. Bases 663 to 2072 code for a protein of 469 amino acids. The transcript has 12 exons.